AUGUCUCUCCACUCCUAUAUUAAUAAGAAAGUCCUCGUGCUGACGGUUGACGGACGGACUCUCCUUGGGACGCUCCUUUCCACGGACCAGUUAACUAACCUGGUUCUUCUGGAUACCAUCGAACGAAUCAUCCGCACGCCCGAUGACCCCGAGCCGAGCUCCCAGAUCGAACACGGUCUAUACCUGAUCCGAGGCGAUAACGUGGUCGUAUGCGGCGAGGUAGACGAACAGAUUGAUGGCGAUAUCGACUGGGCCAAGGUUAAGGGCGAAGUGGUCAAGGGCACCAAGAACGCAUGA
This is a messenger RNA of Aspergillus alliaceus, 297 nucleotides long. RefSeq names its product U6 snRNA-associated Sm-like protein LSm8. The transcript has 2 exons. Gene Ontology annotation, biological process: mRNA splicing, via spliceosome. Bases 1 to 297 code for a protein of 98 amino acids. Gene Ontology annotation, molecular function: RNA binding. Gene Ontology annotation, cellular component: U4/U6 x U5 tri-snRNP complex; precatalytic spliceosome; U6 snRNP. Lineage: Eukaryota; Fungi; Ascomycota; Eurotiomycetes; Eurotiales; Aspergillaceae. The record is from RefSeq and is a predicted model, not a curated record.